GGGGCGGCACAUGAGGCCCCGCCCCCGCUAGCGGGAGAGACGGCCGCGCAGGCGCAGUUUCUUCUGGUUGUAGACGCGGCUGCUCGGCCCGGCAGGUAAAUAACAGAUGCGGGUGAAAGAGCCAUCCAAAGCUUUAACUGAGAAAGCCAAAAGAAGUAAAAGACCUACUAUACCUCAUGAUGAAGACUCUUCAGAUGACAUUGCUGUAGGUUUCACUUGCCAACAUGUAAGCCAUGCUAUCAAUGUGAAUCAUGUGAAAAGAGCAAUAACUGAGAAUCUGUGGUCAGUUUGCUCGGAAUGUUUAAAAGAGAGACGAUUCUCUGAUGGACAGCCAGUACUGCUUUCUGAUAUUUGGUUGUGCCUCAAGUGUGGUUUUCAGGGAUGUGGUAAGAACUCAGAAAGCCAGCAUUCAGUGAAGCACUUCAAUAGUUGGAGAGCAGAGCUUCAUUGUAUUAUAAUUAGCCUAAGCACAUGGAUUAUAUGGUGUUAUGAGUGUGAUGAGAAAUUAUCAACACAUUGUAAUAAGAAGGUUUUGGCUCAGAUAGUUGAUUUUCUCCAGAAACAUGUUUCUAAAACACAAACAAAUGCAUUUUCUAGAAUCAUAAAACUUUGUGAAGAAAAAUAUGAAACAGGUGAAAAGAAUAAGGGAAGAAAAAGCAGCAGUGUAACAUCUGUAAAAGGAAUUACGAAUUUAGGAAAUACCUGCUUUUUUAAUGCAGUCAUGCAGAAUUUGGCACAGUCUUACAUUCUUACUGAACUGAUGAAUGAGAUCAAAGAACAUGGUGUGAAACUCAGGAUUGUUCCUUCCUUAGACUCUCAACUGGACCCAUUAGUGGUGGAACUUUCAAGCCCUGGACCGUUGACCUCAGCCUUGUUCCUGUUUCUUCACAGCAUGAAGGAGACUGAAAAAGGACCACUUUCUCCUAAAAUUCUUUUUAAUCAGCUUUGUCAGAAGGCCCCUGGAUUUAAAAGUCUCCAGCAGCAGGACAGUCAGGAGCUUCUUCAUUAUCUUCUGGAUGCAGUCAGGACAGAAGAAACAAAGCGAAUACAAGCUGGCAUUCUAAAAGCGUUUAACAACCCAACUACUAAAACUGCUGAUGAUGAAACUAGAAAAAAAGUCAAAGCAUAUGGAAGAGAAGGUGUGAAAAUGAACUUCAUAGAUCGUAUCUUUAUUGGUGAAUUAACUAGCACGGUCAUGUGUGAAGAAUGUGCAAAUAUCUCCACAGUGAAAGAUCCUUUUAUUGAUAUUUCACUUCCUAUAAUAGAAGAGAGGGUUUCAAAACCUGUACUUUUGGGAAGAACGAGUAAAUAUAGAAGCUUACAGGAGACAGAUAAUAGUCAGUACAGUGGCUCUGUUACUGUAGAAAAUACUCAGCAACCCAAAGCCACCAAGAAGCAUUCUCCAUCUAAAGAUAUGAAUCAACUAAUUCAUGGCAGAAAAUGUAUAAGAAAAUUGUCAUCUGGAGAUGAUAAGGCUGCUGUCAUGUACCAGAAAAACGAAAACCUUGAAACGGAUGGAGGCUCUUCAUUGUUUGCAAGCGUCAGGAGCACUGAGUCCACUCUGACUGAAAGCCCUACCGAUGGCAGUGAAAAAGAAGCCAGCCUUUCUGACAGCAGUGUUGAUGCUGACAGUGAGGCUUCAGAGUCUGAAAGUGCCCCUAAACAGACUUUGUUGUUGAGGUCUGGCAACAGCUACUGUGUGCACACAAAUGGACACCUUCGCCACCCAUCAGAAAGUGAACCACCCGCCAGGGAGAGUGACAGCGGUGAUGACGGAGUGGCUCAAGCUGUUUCUGAACUUCGUUUGAGCAGCGCUGUAGCUGGAGAUGGGGAUUUUGACCGAGAAAAUCCGCUGCUAAAUGUUUCAAAUAAUUUAUGUUUUUCAGAGAAUAAGCAAAUGGUGCCUCAAGGCCCCCAAAAUGCUUUUCAGACCCUUUCUCAGAGUUAUAUAACCACUUCUAAAGAAUGUUCAAUUCAAUCCUGUCUCUAUCAGUUUACGUCUAUGGAAUUACUAAUGGGGAAUAACAAACUUCUGUGUGAGCACUGUACUGAAAAGAAGCAGAAGUACCAAAAGGAAACCAGUUCUGCAGAAAAGAAAGCAGAAGGGGUUUAUACAAAUGCCAGGAAGCAACUGCUCAUUUCUGCUGUUCCAGCUAUCCUAAUUCUCCAUCUUAAAAGAUUUCAUCAGGCUGGCUUGAGUCUUCGCAAAGUAAACAGACAUGUGGAUUUUCCACUUACGCUUGAUUUAGCACCAUUCUGUUCUGCCACUUGUAAGAAUGUAUGUGUGGGUGAUAAAGUUCUCUAUGGUCUGUAUGGCGUAGUAGAACACAGUGGCUCAAUGAGAGGAGGUCACUACACUGCUUAUGUGAAAGUGAGAACACCCUCCAGGAAAUUAUUGGAACAUAUCACUGGAAAGAAAAAUAUACCAGGUUUGAAAGAACCUGAUAGUGAAUCAGCAGGCCAGUGGGUCCAUGUUAGUGACACUUAUGUGCAGGUGGUUCCAGAAUCAAGAGCACUAAGUGCACAAGCGUACCUUCUUUUUUAUGAAAGAAUAUUCUAAUUAUCUGUUAAUUAUUAAUGGCAAUGAUUAUUUAGAUCACUUUUAUUUAAAUGCUGCAAUGAUAACCAUAAUAUGCAAUGUGCCUUUCUUUGUAGUCUUUUUCUCUUCUGUAUGUAUAGCAUAUCCCUCAACUGCUCCUGAACAUUCUUAUCAUCUGGGGUAUCCUUUUUAAAAAAAAAAAAUCAGAUUUACUAAAUGCUUUCAAAAUUAUAUUCUUAAAAUAAAGCUAAACAUGUAUUUUUAAAAAUAUAUUUAUCCUUGAAAAAACCCAGAAUUUACAGUAGUAGAGGAAACCCUUUUAUGAUGUGGCUUAUCACAAGCAUUCAGAAAUGAUGCUGGCUAAAUCAAAUCGUUCCUUAAAACAGUCACAUCCCACCUUUCUGUUCUCAUGUGUAUGUGUGUAUACACACACACACACACACACACACACACACACACACACACAUAGACAUAUAUGUAUAUAUCCUAUGUCAUUGUUUACUUAUUAUUUUUAACCUUACCUUUUAGCCUUUUUAAAUCAUAGUUUUAUUUUGGGCAUAUUCCACAUUGUAUGUGCUAGCUGUGUCUUUUCCAAAUAAACAUUAAAAUAAGAAUAUAAAUAUUUAAGAAAAAUUGUUCAUUCAUGAAGCACUCCACUUAAAAUUAUCUCAGGGCUAUGUAUAUACUGCUUGAUGGGAAAUAUUAGCUGUAACAUGUACUUACACAAUUGGCAUAGUGACCUUGUUCUAUUUUGUAUGAUUCAACCAUAUAAAAAGGUAGCUUUAGUAAUAUGGAUUUACAAAUAAUAUGUUAUUUAGCUUAUUGCUUUGGGGUUUUGAGAACUAGAAAAAUAUUGAAAUAUUUUUCAAUAUAUUAUUUGCAGUCUAUUCAUGGUGAAGUUGAGGAUAAUUUGCAAGUUAUGUGCCAAGGUCAAAAAUAUAUUUAUAGAUGCAACAUGUGAAAUUGAUAAAUUUUAAUUGUUGAUCCAUAUGGGACCAUAAGAUACCUUUAAAAUGUAAAUGACCAAAUCAUAUUUACAAGUAAUAGAGAAUUAUAUUCUUAUUAUACUUAGCAGGAAAACAUAAUGCAUUUUCUAGUUCUAUAGGUCAGUAAAUAUUAAUCAUGGUUUUAAGGUUUUGGAAUCACCUUUUGUCUUCAGCAAGCAUCAUAAGUUCAAGUGUGUUUAGUUUUUAUUAUUUUAAUGGGCAUAAGGUUGGCAUUUUUUUAUCUUCUUUUAAAAUCAUUAAUAGCAAAAAUAUGGUAGUUUUCCCCCCAGAAUACAAAUUAUUAAGCUGACAAAAUUUGGCAUGAAAAUGUUAUCAUUACUUAGGCUUACCUGUUUAAAAAAGGACAAUUUUGGUAAACCAGCUAUAAUGGAAAGAAUAAAAAUCAUUUUAAAAAAAGAUAAAAAAGGGGGAAAAAAUGUAAUUGUAAUGUAUACAUGUAAGGAUAACCUGACCCCCUUGCUGUACAGUGGGAAAAUUAAAAAAAUUAUUAAAAAAAAAAAAAAAGAUAAAAAAGGACAAUUUUGGUCUUACCUUUUUGGGGGGUGUCUUUUUUUUUUUUAAGGCCGCACCAACAGCAUAUGGAGGUUCCCAGGCUAGGGGUUGAAUCAGAGCUGUGGCCGCUGGCCUACGCCACAGCCAUAGCAAUGCAGGAACCAAGCGGCAUCUGGCACCUACACCACAGCUCACGGCAAUGCCAGAUCCUUAACCCACAGAGCAAGGCCAGGGAUCGAAGCCGCAUCAUCAGAUACUAGUCAGAUUCAUUUCCACUGAGCCACGACGGGCACUCCCUAGUCAUACAUUUUUUUUUUUUUUUUUGGCUUUUUGCCAUACAUUUUUAAAUCAAAACAUAGCUGCAUAGUUCAAGCACAUCCAAAUCAUUAGUGCUGACGAAUGAUAGUACAGGCAGAUGUUGGUUAAGUGCCUGGUCCUAGUUCAUUCUCCUCUUGUUAAAGAAGGAUAAGUAUAGGGGCUGUAGAUAAUGUGUGGAAAUAUUGAACGAAGACUCUGACCCUCCUUGAUAUGUAAGUAUCAAGGUUACCAGUGCUGCCUUUUGAUAUAUGGAUGAAUAGAAUUAGCAAGGUUGCCAGUGUUGCCUUUUGACAUAUGAAUUAUGAUUGGUGUUAAAGAUGGUAAUAUACAAAAUUCAGAGGUUAAAAUGUCAUUGCACAAAUUCUGUUUUUAAGGUAUUGAAAUUUCAAUAGUAGUGUUUUUCUUGAUUUUUAACAGAAAUGAUGGAGAAAUAGAGCUUUAUAAAUUAUUCUACAAACUCAGGUUGUGUCUUAUAAAAGGCAAAUAGUGUUUAAAGUUUAUUUCAUUGUUAUCCAUUAACAUUAAAGCUUUCAGUACCAGAGCAGUGACAUUUUUUGGAAAAAUAUUAGUUAAAUCUCUUUAUUUGAAUCAGACAUCCUGGUAAUGACAGUUAGCAUCACCUCCCCCAAAUGUAAAUAUUAAGAUGUCUCAUUUUUCUCCUAGAAAAGACAGCAGAGGUAUGCACUUUUCAUUGGACAGUUACUUCUUAUUGUGUUGAUAGAUGGAUAGAGGAAAGAGAGAGAGAAGGAAAGAAAGAGUGAAGGGAAGAAAGAAAGGAAAGAAAUAAGAGCAUUCUUUUCUGUUGCUUUUUGGCUUAUCCCUUACUCAUUUAUGUCAGAGAUGUGAGGGGUAGGUGACGGCAAGGAGUGUGCCUUGUUCCUCCUUUCAUUGAUAAGAUGCCAGGAAACAAACUCGUGCUGUAUUUAUCAAAUAGGAGAUCUUUUAAGCUUUAUUGGAAAUACCAGUUAAGACUGAUUUUUUCAUUAAAUGAAUGAUGUACUGUAGCUCAGAACAUUACCUCAGUACUCAAGUAAUAUAGUAAUUUUUAUGCUUAACUUCACAUUUAUUCAUUAAGUAUAUAUUUAUUGAACAUCUACUAAGGAUCAGGCACUGUGCUGACACUAUUUUAACAUGUUUUAAAAUGAAGAGGCCUGUACAUGUUUUAGACAUUCUUCUUCUUCUGAUUGUUUUGUUUUUUUUUUUUUUUUUUUUUUUUAGGGCCACACCUGCAACAUAUGGAAGUUCCCAGGCUAGGGGUCGAAUUGGAACUAUAACUGCAGGCCUACACCACGGCCACAGCAAUGCUGGAUCCUUAACCCAUUGAGUGGGGCCAGGGAUAAAAUCUGAGUCCUCAUGGAUACUUGUUGGGUUCAUUUCUGCUGAGCCACAACAGGAACUCCUGGAUAUUAUUCUAGAAGUAACAAGAUACUUUAAUUUUCAUUUCCACAGUGUUAAAUGAGUUAAUUCUGAAAUCUGAUGUUUAGUUUAGUUUUUUUUUUAUGGCCUACAGUUUGUGAAUGCCUUGUUUUUCCGGGUCUGCUAGUGAUGGAAUAAAUUUGAUUUGAUACCUAAGAAUUUCCUAAAGAUAGCUUUUAUAAUAGAGAAGGUAUGUGAAGUUACACAUGGGCCUACGUUUAAAUUUUUGUCUUAUUUUGAAUAUUUCCAAAGCACAUUUGCAGGGGUAUUAAAUUGUGAAGCUCCUUUGAAAGUAGCUUCCAGAUGACCUCAGGAAAUAGUACAGAUCAGUGAGAAUGUUUACAGAUCCUCAAAACAACUACUACAGUGUUUAGCAAAAUAAAUUUGAGAGGUAAAACAGAAGUUUCCCUUGCUUUAUUUAGAGACUGGUAUACAGUGUAUAUCUAAACUUGUUUUCCUCUAUUUAAAAUGAUAGAUUUUUGACUGUAUGCCAGUUAUGUGACUAUUUUGACAUAACCAAAUACAUGUUUAUAUUUAAGACUUAGUCAAUGUUUUUAAAGCAAUGUGAAAACCACCUUUUUCUGUAGACAGGGAGAGUGGUAGUUGGUGUCAGUUCUAUGAGUCGUUGAUAUCAAUUUUGUUAUUUUAAAUGUGUCAACAAAGCUAUUUUAUUAUCAUAUAUUUAAUAGCUCUUAGUUUGCAUGUGUGACUUUAGUCAGUGAUUUUAUACAACCGAAUAAAAUUUCCUGAAGAAUAAGCUGUGAAAUGUAUCACCUUCAUCUAAUUUUUGAAGCAUAAAGUUGUAUUUUGCCUACUUUUAUUAAAUUCAUACUCGUAAUUUAAUUUGUUUGCAUGUUACCUGGUGAAAUAAGCCUAAAUCAGAUAAGUGCAAUAAAAGUGAUUCUUUAUAUAUUAUCUACUGUGUUAAGAAAGACUAUUUUUAGAUAUUUUAAGUGUUUUGGCUUAUGUAGAAAUCCAUCAAUUCAAAUCUGUUUAAAAGAUAGAUGACUAUAUUUUAAAUUUUGAGUAACAUUGAUUAUAUAUCAUUCCUACUAUUUUAUCUUUUUUUGCAGUGUUUCUGGAAAAUAGCUAUGUAACUUAUUGAGCAUUAUUUUGAUGUUACUGUAUAAAUAUGUAUAAUAAAUAUUAAAU
Molecule: messenger RNA, 6924 nt
Organism: Sus scrofa (pig)
Lineage: Eukaryota; Metazoa; Chordata; Mammalia; Artiodactyla; Suidae
Gene: USP45
Product: ubiquitin specific peptidase 45
Biological process (GO): protein deubiquitination
Cellular component (GO): nucleus; cytosol
Molecular function (GO): cysteine-type deubiquitinase activity; zinc ion binding
Source: RefSeq, a predicted model, not a curated record